UUUGUCUAUGAUUCUAACGUCGUGUGUAUUGUGAUACGUACUGCCUGCCCAACAAAAAGAGAAUUUAAUUUAAAAAGUCGUCGAUUUUCGAUAAAGAUGACCGAUUAAAUUAUUCCAUUUUGUACUUGUUAGUGUUUUAUUACUAAUCACAAAUUGUUAGAAGUCUCAAGACAAUAUUAAUCAGUUAAUUCAAUUUGCUUGGUAACUAAUGGCUGCUAUGGAAUGUCGGAGUAGGUUGUUGAUUUAGUAUUCAGUUUGUGUUCUUGAGUCCUACAACUGGCUAAAGUCCAAAUAUAACUUGAGUUACUAAAAAAUGUUCUCGAAGAAGAAGAAGAAGCCACUCAUUUCUCCACCAAGUAAUUUUGAACACAGAGUUCAUACUGGAUUUGAUAAGAGAGAAGGAAAAUUUGUGGGUUUACCAUUACAGUGGGCCUCUUUAGUAGGUAACAACCAGAUACUAAAGUCCACUAACCGACCUCUGCCUUUAGUAGAUCCCUCUGAAAUAACACCAACUGAAAUACUAGAUCUCAAAACUAUUGUGAGAGGUGACCAUCGAAUUACCUCAGUUUCUUCCAUCAGUCGUCCAAUGUCUACUACCAUGCCAAGUCAACCAGUUCAGAAUGGUGUUAUUCUGCCGAAGACUUCAAACGUUGCCAGGUCUAACUCAUUGAGGAGUUCAAGCCCACCGAAGAUCCGUAGAGAGUUAAGAAGUCAGGCUAAUGUGCCUCCAGCUGUGCCGGAAGAGUCUCCCCCUGUGCCUCCAGCACCACAGCAAUACCCCAGUUUGCGAAGAGAGCCAAGCAACUAUACUUUGAGUAAAACGAUACCUGAAUCCCCUGUGGACUGGUCUCAAUCAACACACGAAGCCACAGUAAGGGCCGUUCCAGAAGUAAAUGAUAAUCACCGGGUGGGCAUGACAUAUCUGAAUGUGCAGAAUGCUAAUGUGCCUUACCAACACAAUCAUCCUCCUCAGCCAAUGGUUCACAACAUGCACCAAGGUCACAAUGGAAAUAAUGCCAACAUGGGUGAGUCAUACCCAAUGGCGCGUCACCAACACGCGGUACCGGCGGCCGCGGCGCCGCACCUGCCUCUCGCCGCCUCCAAGCACGAGCUGCGGCUCACUCACGAACAGUUCCGCGCAGCUCUGUGCCUGGUGGUGAGCGAGGGUGACCCGCGGGCUUCCUUAGCGGGCUUCAGCAAGAUCGGCGAAGGCAGUACGGGCGUGGUGUGUGUUGCCACAGAGAAGGACACCGGCCGCCGCGUCGCCGUCAAGAUGAUGAACCUGCGGCAGCAGCAGCGGCGCGAGUUGCUGUUCAACGAAGUGGUGAUAAUGCGCGACUACCCUCACCCGAACAUCGUGGAAAUGCACGCGUCGUACCUGGUCGGCGACGAGCUUUGGGUGGUGAUGGAAUACAUGGCGGGCGGCGCGCUCACCGACAUCGUGACGCGCCACGCCGCCAGGAUGGACCCCGAGCUCAUCGCCACCGUCUGCAAGCAGUGCUUGAAGGCGUUGGCGUUCCUCCACGCUCAAGGCGUCAUACACAGAGAUAUCAAGUCUGACUCAAUACUCAUGACAGCAGACGGCCGCGUCAAACUGUCAGAUUUCGGUUUUUGUGCUCAAGUAUCUCAGGAACUUCCAAAACGAAAAUCUCUCGUGGGAACACCAUAUUGGAUGUCACCUGAAGUAAUAUCGAGAUUGCCAUACGGUCCCGAAGUGGAUGUCUGGUCGUUGGGCAUUAUGGUCGUGGAGAUGGUAGACGGCGAGCCACCAUUCUUCAAUGAACCACCCCUUCAGGCGAUGCGGCGCAUCCGCGACAUGCCGCCGCCGCGGCCGCGCCACGCCGCGCGCUGUCCGCCGGAUCUCAUGUCCUUCAUCGAGUGCGCCCUGGUGAGGGACCCCGGCGCGCGCCAGUCCGCCGCCCGCUUGCUACACCACCCGUUCUUACGCCGCGCCGGACCGCCGGCUUUACUUGUGCCGCUGAUGCAACACCAUCCACACGUGCAGCAGUAGAAGAUUGCCCCAGUGAAAUGUCAGUACUUUCUUCCAUAUCCGCAGCGACCCAUAAUGACCAAGCUCCGUACUUUCUUCCGUCUAGGCUGUGGCCCGCCGGAUCUCAUACCGUUCGUCGAGCGAAGCCGGCGGUCUUCUGUAGAACAAAUAGGCUACCUUCCUAAAAUCAGCAGCAGUAGAACGAAUAGGCUACAUUCCUAAAAUCAUUUUUUUAGUUCGUCAAUUUUAAUACCAAAAAAUAUUGGACACGAAUAUUUUUAAUUGACAAUCAACAAAUAAUUAUAAAGUUAUGGUGCGUUAAAGUUCCGCGCGACGUUCCAAAGUGCUGCAUUUUUAAGCACUCGUUGACGUCACGGGCUUCUUCUUUUAGAAGUCUAGUAGUCUAGUUAGGCGCGCUUUAUCUCUUUAAAUUAUCAUUAGUUUGAAAAAGUGAAAGAUACGUGUCGGGUAUUUUUUGAUAAAACUGACGGACUAAAAAACUUGCUUUUUUACCCAGGAAACAUCCCUAUUGCCCCAGUGAAAUAAGUCAGUACUUUCUUCCAUAUCCGCAGCGACCCAUAAUGACCAAAAGUAUUGGUCAAACUCCGUACUUUCUUCCGCCCAGGCCGUGGCCCGCCGGAUCUCAUACCGUUCGUCGAGCGAAGCCGGCGGUCUACAGUAGAACGAAUUGCCCAGUGAGAUUAUGAGCCAGCUCCAGAACAUUCUACCGAAGAAGAAGUAACUAAAAUUCAAUGAAGCGAAUUUAUCAUGCAUCUUUUCUGAUGCUGUCAAUUCCUAAAUGUUGCUCACCCCUUAUUCUGCCUGACCGCUUCACCAUAAUUAUUUCGAUAUUCCUCAUAGCCUUAUUUACCAUGAAAGCCCCUGUACGAUUCGUAUGGCGUGUUGGAUAUCCGAUGUUAUAGCACAGCCUUAGAAUAAGGAAAAAUGCUCCAGAGAGCCUAAGCCAGUGAUUGCCAAUAUAUUUUACACACACGACGAAUAGUAAAAGUUGGCCAGCUCUUUCAGGUGAAAGAGUUUACUAGCUAACCGAUGAAUUACGCUACAUAGUUGCCACCAUGUCUAGUUAGCGAGUGAUAUUGUAACAAGUUUACAAAGUGGCAUUUUUUAAGAAAUGACCGGCCUCAGCUUUACCUUUACAUACGAGAUAUGGAUAAGAUUAUAUUUAAAAAAUUAAGAAAUUAGCUAGCACGUUGGCUUAGAAAACUAAUUGACAAGUCAUAGAUGAGUGAUGAUUGCCCCACCUUACCUUCUGUCCCUAUUUUGCAUCAAAUUAGAUGCAUAACAGAACUAUUGUUAAUAAUCAGAGUAGCAUGACAUACCAAAGUUGUUUGUAUCACAACUUUCUCUUGUAAUACCUGCUAAUUGAGGAAAAGCAACAAUGUGAUUUGGUUGUGAUCUGUUAUGUAGAGGAUUGAUCACAAUUUUGUGACGAUAAUAUUUUAUAGUUGAUAUUAAAAGUUUAAUCAUGGUGUAAAUUUUGAAUCAUUAUAUCUUAGAAUUAAUUGACUGAAUUAAAGCGCUUAUAGUUAUUACAUGAAUGGAUGUCUAUUGAAAGUAUAAAUAAAAAUAUACCUGUCCUACUUCGUUAUACAAUUUGUUUUGCUCUUCCUCAAUGCGUGGGACACUAUGUAUGAUAGUAAUUUGUUGUCAUUAUUGUAAUCACUUCUGAUUCAGUGAAGUCAUUCCAUUUUUUUGUAUUUAUAACCAAUUUGUUGUUGGCAAAUCUUUUUUAUAUUUCUGACAAAAUCAUUUAGAUGGUAAUGAAUAAUAUAUGAAUGUGUAGAAAUAUUUAAGCAUGUAAUUAAUUAGUAUUAUACAACAUUCCUUCUUUUUUUCCAAUUAACUAUUUAUAAAUUUUAGCCAUAUUUUCAUAUUGAAUCAUUUUACUUAUUGUUGAGAGUAUUUUUAUUGCGUUUAUUAUCAUUAAUAUUAUUUAACAAGAGUUGUAAUGCAUUAAUGAUUAAGGCUACUUAAUAUGGCAUAUUAUGAUUAUUUUAUGUUUAGGACUGAUCACUACAAAAGAGUAAAUAAAAAUCAUAGAAAUUGAAAUUCUGGCAUAGCAAGAUGUUGAAAAUUUAAUCCCAAUGAUACUUAAAAUAUUAAGAUGAUUGCAAGUACCUCCUACUUUCUAUUUAACCUUUAUUUAGUAACUUUGGUUGGGCGGUUGUAUUUUAUGUUAAGACAUUUACUUAGACUAAAUUACCUCAUUGUGUCAUUCAAAAGUACCAAAUGUGAUAUUAGUUCACCAUGACUGUUUCUUCUCAUUGGUUACCUUUAGUGCCUUCAACCAUUAUCUAUAUAGAUACAUAGAUAUAUCCAGUGACCUUACGAUAUUUAUCUACUCUCGUGCCAGAAUUAGCGCCUUUAUAUUGGCAGUAAAAAUUUCUAAAUCAGUAUUAUUGCCUAGCAAAAUUACUUUUUGUACUUAUUUGUUCAUAAUAUGGAUUUAGUAUGUAGGAUCACUUUUCAUUUGUUAGGCUAGUGUUCUUUUAAUCUUUGCAGUGCAGCUAUUUUUAUAAUCACUACAUUCCUCAUAUAUUUUCAUUGUAAGUUAAUUUUGUGUUUAUAUCAUCAAUGUUUUUUAGUUUUAUCUACAGUCAUAAAGUCACAAAGUCUUUCUUCAGUGCAAAUAUACAAUCAUAGAUUUAUCAUUAUCAAUUUGGCCUUAAUACAUCUGUGAUUUAGACUCCUACGGCGCAUGUGCGUAUGCCAAUUUUAUUCAACGUAAGUUAUUCACGAAAGCAGCAUUAGUCUUACUAUCGAUACUUUAUUUGUUGUAGUAAUGAAUAGUGAGGCUAAUAUGUUAGAC
Ostrinia furnacalis (Asian corn borer) is the source of this 4820-nucleotide messenger RNA. RefSeq names its product serine/threonine-protein kinase PAK mbt (gene mbt). Gene Ontology annotation, molecular function: ATP binding; protein serine/threonine kinase activity. The transcript is spliced from 10 exons. The record is from RefSeq and is a predicted model, not a curated record. NCBI's taxonomy places the organism in Eukaryota, Metazoa, Arthropoda, Insecta, Lepidoptera, Crambidae. The coding region runs from base 314 to 2011 and encodes 565 amino acids. Gene Ontology annotation, biological process: protein phosphorylation.